CGCAGUCAUUGGGAUUUGGUCGUAGCCAUGCUAGCUUCAUGCUGCUAAAUAAUUUUCGCCAUAUAUUUUUUUAGGAAUAUCUUCACAAACUCUUUUCUUUUUUCCCCUUAUGGUUUCUUAUAAUUUUCCAAAGUUUCUCCGCGCAAGUUACUAAACUGAAGAUGACAGCUAAAAUCAAAGUUGGGAAGGUUGGCUCCAAGAGCAAAGAAGACGCUCCGUAUGAGUUGGAGAGUCAGUUUGUUCUGAGGCUUCCUUCGGAGUAUGCAUCAACUGUCAGAAGGAUUGCACAGUCGAGCAGCAUGAACAUGAAAGACAGACUCACCAUCGAGUUGCACCCUGACGGUCGUCAUGGAAUAGUCCGAGUCGAUCGGGUUCCUCUGGCCUGCAAACUGGUGGAUCUGCCUUGCAUGAUUGAAUCUCUCAAGACUGUCGACAAGAAGACGUUUUAUAAGACUGCAGACAUCUGCCAGAUGCUGGUUUGCACACUAGAUGGAGACCUCUACCCUCCUUUGGAGGAGCCAACUGGUACCGAUCCUAAGAGCAAGAAGAAAGACAAGGACAAGGAUAAAAAAUUCAUCUGGAAUCACGGCAUCACCUGUCCUCUGAAGAACACACGCAAGAGAAGAUUUCGCAAAACUGCCAAAAAGAAGUACAUUGAAUCUCCUGACGUGGAGAAGGAAGUGAAGAGACUGCUGAGCACGGAUGCAGAGGCCGUCAGCGUCCGGUGGGAGGUCAUAGCAGAGGAUGAGUCCAAAGAAGCUGACCAGAACAGCAGUCUGGCCAACCUGGACUCUUCACCUGGAACCUCAGGACACAAGAUGGGUCACGGCUCAUCUGUCCCGCACGAUGAACUGAGGGAGAUCUUCAAUGACAUCAGCAGCUCCAGCGAGGACGAAGAGGACGAAGGGGACCGGCACGACGACGAGGACCUGAACAUCAUGGACACCGAGGACGACCUGGUGCAGCAGCUGCAGGACAAACUGGACGAGUCUGACUCUGCUCAAAACGAGAAUGACAGAAACAACCAAAUCGUCAUGGAGUACCAGGUGCAGAUUAACAGCAUUAAGGCCAAGCUUCAGGAAACCCGCGCCCGGAAGAAACAGCAGGAGGAGCUCAUCAUGAAAGUGGAGAACCAGGCCCUCAAAAACCGUUUUCAAGCCUUGUUGGACGAGAUCAUCCAGCAGGAGGAGCGGGAGAUGGAGCAGUUGGCCUCCCUGCAAGAGCAGCUGGACUCGCUUAUUGAGAAAUGACCAGCAGGGGGCAGUCUGGUGGCGUCCUGAACCCAACAUCUCCAAAACGGGAAUAACCUUCCAGUCCAGCUUUCAUCAAUCACUUGCUGUGUCAUUCUGCCUAGUUUUCUAUAUCACAUCUGUAGAAUACUGAUCUCACCUUUUAUUUCAUUUAAAAAUGGAUUGCAAAAUGUUGCAUAAGUGAAUGAAGUCGGCCUUGAAGUGAAUAUAGUCUCUUUCAUUUGUCCUUUUAUAUCUAAAGCUAAAUGUCGGCCAACUGUUACUUUACUAAACCAUCUGUGUUUGAUUAUAUGAAUAAAUUUGGGAACAAGUACACGAAA
Molecule: messenger RNA, 1570 nt
Organism: Oryzias melastigma (Indian medaka)
Lineage: Eukaryota; Metazoa; Chordata; Actinopteri; Beloniformes; Adrianichthyidae
Gene: taf7
Product: TAF7 RNA polymerase II, TATA box binding protein (TBP)-associated factor
Exons: 12
Coding region: 162-1250 (362 amino acids)
Biological process (GO): transcription initiation at RNA polymerase II promoter; RNA polymerase II preinitiation complex assembly
Cellular component (GO): transcription factor TFIID complex
Molecular function (GO): RNA polymerase II general transcription initiation factor activity
Source: RefSeq, a predicted model, not a curated record